AUGGAGAUGGAUAUGAAAAAGUGCAGCGGUGAUUGGUCCGAAUUCAUCGACCUAGAAGGAGGUGGUGGAUCCGUCAUUGGCUUUAGCGAGCUAGAUAUCGACAUGUCCAACUCGGCAAGAACGACGGUGAAGCUUUGCAAAAAUAAACUGAUGAUGCUUGAACAGGGGAGAGGCGGCGGGUCUGGGGUACAAGCGGAUCUGGAGGCUCCACCGGUUUUUGAAAGUACGGCCACGCCGGAGUUAGUAUCCCCGUAA
Arabis nemorensis is the source of this 255-nucleotide messenger RNA. Lineage: Eukaryota; Viridiplantae; Streptophyta; Magnoliopsida; Brassicales; Brassicaceae. The record is from the annotation of a GenBank genome assembly.